AUGUCGAUAGCAGCACAGGCCGACCCCACCUACGUUCGCUUUCACGAUUGCAUCAGUUCUGGGUUUCCCACGAAUCACUACGACCUACAUGCAUCCUUAUCACCGUACUGGAAGCUGCGAGAAGCCCUCUCUACUGAUGGCAACCUCGUGCUCUACGGGGCAAGAAUACAGGUUCCUGCAGCUCUACGUCGUCACACACUCGCCAGACUCCAUGAUAGUCACUGUGGUGUCGAGGCUACAAAACGUCGGGCUCGACAAACCGUCUUCUGGCCUGGGAUAGACUCGGACAUCACCAACACCGUCUCUGCCUGCGAGCCGUGCCAAGUCCUGCGUCCCAGCCAACAACGGGAGCCUCUCCACAACGACGACCAUCCAUCCAGGCCCUUUGAGUCAGUAUCGGCGGACUUCUUCCAGGUAGCUGGGAAGUCCUUUCUUGUAGUCGCCGACCGCCUCUCCGGCUGGCCUGUGGUUGUCCCUUGCAAGGAACGUUGGGGUGUACACCACAUCACCUCGUCGCCACAUUACCCACAGUCUAAUGGACACGCUGAGGCCGCUGUAAAAGCUGUCAAGCACUUGAUCCUCAAAACGGCCCCCACAGGAAACAACGACUGCGAGGAUUUCGAUCGUGGUCUCCUCGAGUUAAGAAACACACCCAACCAGUCUGGUCGCUCUCCUGCCCAAGUACUGUAUGGUCACCCUCUCCGUACAUGUGUGCCUGCCCAUCCUCAGUCAUUCACAGAAGAUUGGCAGGAAAAGGCCCAUGACUGCGACCGCCGAGCCGCCGCCAGAGCUGCUCAGGUGCAGCGCAACUAUGACGCCCACGCCCGCCCCCUGCCCAGGCUUAAUGUGGGCCAACAUGUCCGCCUCCAGGACCCGACAUCCCACCGAUGGGACACAAUUGGGAUUGUCAUGGGUGGUGCAAGAUCACGUAAGUACGAGAUCCGUCUCCCAAGUAGUCGAGUGUUACGUCGGAACCAUCGCUUCCUAUAUCCACUGUCCAGCCCCAGUCAAGUUCCCUACUCUGAUCUCCCUGUGGUCCCUAGCCCAGACAUGGAAAAAUCAUCAAUUCCCUCCAAAGCCCCUCGCAGGUCCCCAAGAUUGAACAGGCCUACAUAA
Molecule: messenger RNA, 1116 nt
Organism: Macrobrachium nipponense
Lineage: Eukaryota; Metazoa; Arthropoda; Malacostraca; Decapoda; Palaemonidae
Exons: 2
Coding region: 1-1116 (371 amino acids)
Molecular function (GO): nucleic acid binding
Source: RefSeq, a predicted model, not a curated record